AUGUCACAGUCUACAGUCCAUUCAAAAACGCCAGCGACAGUGCGAUCGUUGUCAUCUCCUGACGAGUUGGAGAAGAUGGCAACAAAUGGCUUCAAACUGUCGAUAACCAAGAUGAACGUGCUGAGAGGAAACUUUCAAGUGUCGCCAUGGCAUGGAACGGUGUCGCUUGUCACGCCCACGGCGAUGCUACCACCGCCUUAUUUUCGAGGAGCGCUGGACUCCCCAGAAAAGCGACGUGCGCAUUCUAAGACGAUUAGCUCGUUUGCGCAGUCGGUGCCGUUCUCAUUCCCAAACGAUUUUUCGACUGACAGAUGA
This is a messenger RNA of Peronospora matthiolae, 315 nucleotides long. NCBI's taxonomy places the organism in Eukaryota, Oomycota, Peronosporomycetes, Peronosporales, Peronosporaceae. The record is from the annotation of a GenBank genome assembly.